Messenger RNA from Hippopotamus amphibius kiboko, 14468 nucleotides. It is a transcript of the gene ZNF236, whose product is annotated as zinc finger protein 236. Gene Ontology annotation, cellular component: nucleus. The record is from RefSeq and is a predicted model, not a curated record. The transcript is spliced from 32 exons. NCBI's taxonomy places the organism in Eukaryota, Metazoa, Chordata, Mammalia, Artiodactyla, Hippopotamidae. Gene Ontology annotation, biological process: regulation of transcription by RNA polymerase II. Bases 4764 to 10292 code for a protein of 1842 amino acids. Gene Ontology annotation, molecular function: DNA-binding transcription factor activity, RNA polymerase II-specific; RNA polymerase II cis-regulatory region sequence-specific DNA binding.
GCUCUCAGAGGAUGUAUUUUAUCUAGAAAGGACAUAAAGAGGCUUAGGCUUACUAUUGAUAUGUGAUGCUGUUGAUAAAAUCCAAGUUCAUCUGCUGUUUUGCACUAGGCACAAGGUGGAAAGUGGGGUCUCACCUCAGAAACCAUGACGUUAAGAGGUGUGGAAGCAUGCCAAAUUAGCCUUGAAUUCUGAAUUGAAAUGACUCCUGGUUGUGCCACUGGCUAAUUGUGUGAUUUUUGACCAAACAGCUUAACUUCUCCGGAGUCUUGGUCUCCUUAGCUGUGAAACAAGGAUGGACCAAGUGACUCACCUUUUCCCCAAGUAGAUUUUAUUUACUUUUAAAUUUAUUCUUUUUGAAUAGCUAAUACAUUACAGUUUUUCAGAAUUUGAAAAUAUGGAAGUCCCAUUUCCCAGCUCCAUUCCCUAGUCAGAUAGUUGCCUUUUAUACGGGCAACUGAUCUUAUACAUAUUUUUUUGUAGUUCUACAGGGAUAUUUUAUGCCCAUAUAAGCAAAUGCAUGGUAUAUGUCUGUCCCAAGAAAUGAUAGCAUCUAGAGCAUACUGCCUUUGCUGUGGGCUAUAUUUUGAGGAUUACUUUUCCAUGAGUAUAUUUCAUUUCCAAAUGAGUACUGCCUUAAUAGUAAAUGCAUUUAAAUAGCUCAUAGGUAAAAUUCAAAAAGUACAAGAGUCUUUCCUGAUGCUACCCAGCUCUCUUGGUGCAGGCACUUUUGAGUUGACAGAUGUUUGUUCUUUCCUAGGGGAAGGCAGAUGCUUAUGACUGGGGCUGUUAACCCAGAGUAUUUGGUUUUCUGAGUGAGAUUCUACAAAGAAAAUAACGUAGGUGCAUUUCAGCUGGCUCCUAGGAGCAACCAAAUGGCCGAGGUAUACAGUUGGCCCUUGAACAACCUGGGUCUGAACCACAUGGGUCCACUUAUACGUGGAUUGUCUUCUGUGGUAAAUACUACACUACCAUACAGUUGUGGUUGGUUGAGUCUGCAGAUUUGGAGGAACUGUGUAUUUAGACGGCCAACUCUAAGUUACUUGGAUUUUCUCCUGUUGGAGGAUCUGUGCCCCUGACCCCGCAGUAUUCAAGGGUCAAUAGCAUAUGUACAAAAUAAGAACAGUUAGUAGGUACAUAACGAGCUGGAAGAAUGUUAAAGCUGAGUUGGUACUUCUGAGGUGGAGGGCAUGAAUCAGUGAGGCUAAAAGUAGAAAUAGACAUAUUGGUCUUGGGAGCCUCAAACAACUGGGAAGAGACCGAAAUAGUCAUUAGCUUUUGUCUUAUCUCCACAUGUUUAGCAAAUAUUUGUUAGGCACACAUUAUAAGGCAGGCCUUGUGUGAAGCUUUGGAGAUACAGUGAUGAAGCAGAAAGGGCCCAUAGGCCUAAACACUUCAGAGUUUUACCUGAAAAAGCCCAGCUGCCCUGAAACCUGAGUGUUUGGCAAAUGUGGGAGGAACAAUAGAAAAUGGGAGGAAAGGAAGUAGAAAGGGAUUUUUUUUUUUAAAGUAGAAAAGAGGAGAAACAAUGGUAGAGAUUAGCCAAGGUGGAACCAAUUUGAGGUAGGGGUGAUGACUGUCCGCCUUCCCAGAGGCUUGCUGGUGACUUCAGAGGGCAUUAUGGUGUCAGAGGAUGACAAGUGAGAGCAGGGGUGGACAGCUAGAGAGCUGGCUUCUUGGAGGAAUGUAGGGAAUGCUGGGAAGAGGGAAGUGAGGCUGGUGCCUAUGGAAAGCAGGGGAUGGGAGAUCAGCUCUAUUUUGGAAAGAGUUUUGUUCAAAACAAAAUAAAAACAGGGUAAAAGUUUAGGGCUUAGUUACUUCAGAAACUGAAAAUGCCUCAUCAGGAUUUAGGAUAGCUGAGAUCUUAAAUGCUCAGUGCUUAAGGGUCUAAGUCAGGAGAUGCAAAUUUGAGUUAAAUCCUGGAAUGCUAUCAAUGCAGUAGGUUUUGCUGGAACUGGGUGUCCCAUCAGAGCUGUUUUGUGUGGAAGGGAUGGACCUAGGUUCCUCAGACUGGGGAUGUGGACCACCUUUGCCAUGAAGGUUGGCUGGCUGGCCUGAGCGCUGGGACUGUUCUGGGGAAGAGCAGUGUGUAAGCUGGCUCUUCUUGUCCCCAGUGCUACACGCCAGGCCUGCCUGUGUGUGGACAGUUAUGGGAGAGUGUGGUUAUGGAGUGAUGAGUAGGGUAUCGAGCAGCAAGCGUGAGUGUCGGAGAAAUGGCUGUGCUCCUGGACGGCCGAUAGGCUUUUGUCCCUGUAGCACAGCUCUGCGAUAGGCGUUAGUUAUUUUGGGGUGGUAGAGAGACAACUAUCAUUAUAUACUAUUUAGAAUCUCUACGUAAAGAGUUACACUGAUUUUGAAACUGGUCUUCAGGUUUUUCUCAAGGAAGUAAAGGUGCUCAAUUUCUGAUCUUCGUAUAUCAGUGUUAAAUCUUGAUGGUGAUUUGGAGUUCUUGGUAGCGGGAAGGGUGAGCAAUUGAGGAGAGUGGUGGGCGUGUCUGUGUGUGUGUGAGGGGAUGGUCUGGGUCCACUGCCUGGGAUUCUACCUCCCGAGGCGUCCUUGCACCAGGGAAAUCUCCUAGUGAUUCCUCCCGUCCUCUAAGGGAGGUGGGGGGUGGGCAGAAACACAUAGUUGAAAACUGCUGUUCUGGAUGAGCUCUUAGAGUUGAGCACUGCUAAAUGCAGGUGGCUUUGUGCUUAUUCCCAUUCCGACUCUAGAAGCCUUAGGACUGCGUGCUGCCCGACACCUCACGGGAAGUUCUCGCAGCCUCUUAGAAGUGCCGCCGUGCUCAGGAGGACUGAUGUGAACUGAUCACACCUCACUUAGAUCCCUAGGCCCUUCACAAAUCCGGGUGCCCCUGUGGCUGCAGAGAUCCCCCGCACAACCACAAUGGAUGUAUGCAUAUGCAUGUGUGUUUGCGUGUAUUUUCUCUGAGUUGGUGCAUCUCCUGAAGCCCAUCUUAAGGAUAUGUGAAUGUCAUAGGCCUCUUUCUGAACAGGUACUCUGGGGACCAGACAUGUGCAUGAACUUGAAGAGGUGGUGCAUAAAAGGGGGUGUUUUGAGGCCUCGGACCCUCCUAGAAAGGGCCAGCUCUGAGCGGAAAGCGAGCCACGUGUGGUGGAUAGUGCCCCAGCCCCCGCCCCCAGCCCGAGAAAGGAUUUGCUCUUCAAUGCAGAGAGAACAGCCGCUUUUACAGUGUUUCCCUGGAGCAAAGUGCAAGUCUGGAGAUGCUGUGGAUUUUAAAUUAUACUCAACGUGGAAACUAAAACGUUUUUUCCCCCUUUACAGUUAUACUUUAAUUUAAAUUAUUGUUGUUUUAAGUUUGUCUUUGAACCAAAUUAAUAUUAUAUUAUCACAGAGGGAAGGACUUACUGAAAAAAUAAUUUUAUUACAUUUUGAGCUUUGUUAAAGAGCAAUGUCUUAGUGCUUAAAACUAUUUUCUAGAAAAGUCUUAAUUCAUAAGCAAAAUGACAUCAUUUUUCAGUUUUAAAUGGGUUGUUUCUUGUCUCUUAGGGGUUUAUCUAUCAAUUGCAGUUAAAUUAAUUCUCAUUUUAAAAUAACAUACUAUGUAUUUUCAACAUAGAAGCUAAAAUAGCAUUUUAAUUUUGCAUUUUAGAAAUUAAGUUGAAGGGCUCUUUUAUUAUUGUAUUCAGCCUUUAGGUUAAAACACUUGCUACUGAGUUCUUAAAACACGGUUUUCAACAGAUGUUUUACUUAUUCCUUCCUGACCUCUGAAGUGUUUCUUCCCAUAGUACAGACUUUUCCAAAGGGAAUAAUGUAUUAAUUAAUGUGUUCCCAGCAAUCAUUGUAUUUGGGCCUGGGGUGUCAUACAACGUUUUGUCACUAGUUUAGUGUAGAGAUUUUGAAUGUGUGGGCUUUGGAUAGAAUGUGGGUAGAGCUGAGGGUGAAUAGAGUAGAAAUCGGGUUCAUCUUUCCCUUAGUGGGCCCAUUUUGUUUAUGAAUGAGGUUGCAGUCCUUUGAAUUACAUUUGUAUUUCUCAAAACCGGCGUUGGCUUUUCUCGCGGCUCUGCCAGGAGAGUUUUUGAAGCUGUUGUUAGCUUUCUCCAUCCCCUUCUUCUCUUCCUCCAGCAUGGUCUCACCCCGCCUCCCAUCCGCAGGAAUUUCACAGUUCUUACUUUUAGGCAGAUUCUGCUGUAGACCAGGAGGACUGUUGGCCAAAUAGGGAACUGCAGGCUGUUUGCUCAGAAGAGGGAUGGAAAGGUCUAGAGAAAAUGCUGGAAUGCUGUGUUCACCACAUGGGUGUUUGAGAAAUAGAAGAGUUUCCUGAGCUUGACUUAGUCUUAAAAUUUACCCCGUACCCUACUGCCUCCAAAUUUCUAAACUCUAGUAUUUGGGUCAAGUUGGACACCACGAGCCAUGUGGCGCUGCUGUCCCUGUAGGGUUAGUAUGCGUUACACUUGUGCCCAAAUUAUAAGGCGUAGAGCACAUUUACUUAUUUUCAAGAAUGGAAGAGGUUUAGGACAUCUUUAUGACAUUCUUGGUAAAUUUUUUUGAUUAUUAUAUAUUUAUUCUUAUUUGAAAAUACUUUUAGGAGUUCAGCCAUUUACCUAAAUGGGUUUAUAGAAAGCAGACGGUAAAACCUGAGGACUGUCCAAAGCACCGCAGACCUUUCUCUUCCUAAACCGUAACUAUAUGGAGUUUUAACAUUGAAUGCGGAGAACGCUAAUUAUGCCUAUCAAGUUCCAAACUUCCAUAAAUGUGAAAUCUGUCUGCUAUCUUUUCCAAAAGAGUCCCAGUUUCAGCGCCACAUGAGGGAUCACGAGCGGGACGACAAGCCACACCGAUGUGACCAGUGCCCCCAAACCUUUAAUGUUGAGUUCAACCUGACACUUCACAAAUGCACCCACAAUGGGGAGGACCCCACCUGUCCCGUGUGUAACAAGAAAUUCUCCAGAGUGGCUAGUCUCAAAGCACAUGUUAUGCUGCAUGAGAAGGAAGAGAACCUCAUCUGCUCUGAGUGUGGGGAUGAGUUCACCCUGCAGAGCCAGCUGGCUGUGCACAUGGAGGAGCACCGCCAGGAGCUGGCCGGGAGCUGCACUCACACCUGCAAGGCCUGCGGGAAGGAGUUCGCGACGUCGUCACAGCUGAAGGAGCACAUGAAGACCCAUUAUAAGAUUAGGGUGUCGAGUACAAGGUCUUACAAUCGGAACAUCGACAGGAGUGGCUUCACGUAUUCAUGCCCGCACUGUGGAAAGACGUUCCAGAAGCCCAGUCAGCUGACUCGGCAUAUUAGGAUACACACAGGGGAAAGGCCAUUUAAGUGCAGCGAGUGUGGGAAGGCGUUUAACCAGAAGGGGGCGCUGCAGACGCACAUGAUCAAGCACACGGGAGAAAAGCCCCACGCGUGUGCCUUCUGCCCCGCCGCCUUUUCUCAGAAGGGCAAUCUCCAGUCGCACGUGCAGAGGGUUCACUCAGAGGUCAAGAAUGGCCCUACCUAUAAUUGUACAGAAUGUAGUUGUGUGUUUAAAAGUUUGGGUAGCUUGAACACGCACAUCAGCAAGAUGCAUAUGGGUGGGCCGCAGAAUUCAACAGGCGCUGCAGAGACUGCUCACGUUUUAACGGCCACGCUGUUUCAGGCUCUGCCUCUUCAGCAGACGGAAGCCCAGGCCCCGCCCGCUCCGGGUCCUCAGAGUGCGCAGGCGGUGACCGAUGUCAUCCAGCAGCUGCUGGAGCUGUCGGAGCCGGGGCCCGGGGAGCCCAGCCAGCCGCCGCAGGCCGGCCCGCCGCUGAGCGUCACCGUGGGGAUCAACCAGGACAUCCUGCAGCAAGCCUUAGAAAACAGUGGGCUGUCUUCAAUUCCAGUUGCAGUGCAUCCUAGCGACCCCAGCCAUGCCAAGGCCGCAGCAGCUCAGGGGCAGACUCCGGACGCUCCCAACGCUUCAAGUGAGCCGCCUGACCCUACAGACACAGAGCAAGAAAAGGAGCAGGAAAGCCCAGAGAAGUUGGAUAAAAAAGAAAAAAAGAUUAUAAAGAAGAAAUCACCAUUUCUGCCUGGGUCGAUCCGCGAGGAGAACGGUGUACGAUGGCACGUGUGUCCCUACUGCACCAAGGAGUUCCGGAAGCCCAGCGACCUGGUGCGCCACAUCCGCAUCCACACCCACGAGAAGCCCUUCAAGUGUCCACAGUGCUUCCGGGCCUUCGCCGUGAAGAGCACGCUGACCGCCCACAUCAAAACGCACACGGGCAUCAAGGCGUUCAAGUGCCAGUACUGCAUGAAGAGCUUCUCCACCUCGGGGAGCCUCAAGGUGCACAUCCGCCUGCAUACAGGAGUCAGACCUUUUGCUUGUCCUCACUGUGACAAGAAAUUUCGAACCUCAGGCCACAGGAAGACUCACAUCGCUUCUCACUUUAAACACACGGAGUUAAGGAAGAUGAGGCACCAGCGUAAACCUGCAAAGGUUCGUGUUGGCAAGGCGAAUGUUCCAGUCCCCGAUAUUCCUUUGCAGGAGCCAAUUCUCAUAACAGACGUAGGUCUUAUCCAGCCCAUUCCAAGAAACCAAUUUUUUCCAAGUUAUUUUAAUAAUAAUUUUGUAAAUGAAGCAGAUAGACCAUACAAGUGUUUUUACUGUCAUCGUGCCUAUAAAAAAUCUUGCCAUCUUAAACAACACAUCAGAUCACACACAGGUGAAAAGCCUUUUAAAUGUUCUCAGUGUGGAAGAGGCUUUGUUUCUGCAGGAGUGCUCAAAGCGCACGUCCGAACGCACACUGGACUGAAGUCUUUCAAGUGUCUGAUAUGUAACGGCGCCUUCACUACAGGUGGCAGCCUGCGGCGACACAUGGGCAUCCAUAACGACCUGCGCCCCUACAUGUGCCCCUAUUGCCAGAAGACCUUUAAGACCUCACUAAAUUGCAAAAAGCACAUGAAAACCCAUAGGUAUGAGCUGGCCCAGCAGCUGCAGCAGCAUCAGCAGGCCGCCUCGGUAGACGGCAGCACCGUGGACCCGCAGGGCGCGCACGUGUCCACCCAGAUGCAGGUGGAGAUGGAGGGCACCGCGCUGCAGCCCAGUGCCGAGGCCGUGGACGCCCCCCCCGGGGCCGUGCUGGAGCUGGUGCCGCCCCCUGGCGUGGGUGCCGAGGCGCCGGGGCCCGGCCAGCCAGCGGCGGAGCAGCCUCUGGAAGCCGGUGAAGAUAGGUUUGGGGCCCCGCAGCACACCCUGCAAGGGCACGUGGACCAGUUUGAAGAGCAGGCUCCCCCACCGCAGUCCUUCGAACCGGCGGGUCUGUCACAGGGUUUUGCAGUGACUGAUACAUACAGUCAGCAGACCCAGUUUGCACCCGUCCAGCAGUUACAGGAUUCCAGCACUCUGGAGUCUCAAGCCCUGUCCACAAGCUUCCACCAGCAGAACUUACUUCCGGUUCCUGGCUCUGAUACGAUUAACGUAACAACUCGUUUGAUUCAGGAGUCAUCCCAGGAGGAGCUGGACCUGCAGACUCCACGCCCCCCGUUCCUGGAGGACAGCGAGCAACAGAGCCGGCGCUCUUACAGAUGUGACUAUUGCAACAAAGGCUUUAAGAAGUCCAGCCACUUGAAGCAGCACGUGCGGUCACACACCGGGGAGAAGCCCUACAAGUGCAAGCUCUGUGGACGCGGCUUCGUUUCCUCUGGGGUCCUCAAGUCUCACGAGAAGACGCACACAGGAGUAAAGGCGUUCAGCUGUGGCGUCUGCAGCGCUUCCUUCACCACCAAUGGCAGCCUCACCAGGCACAUGGCCACGCACAUGAACAUGAGGCCCUACAAGUGUCCGUUUUGCGAGCAGGGCUUCCGAACCACAGUGCAUUGUAAAAAGCACAUGAAGAGGCACCAGACGGUCCCCUCGGCUGGUUCAGCACCGGGAGAGGCAGAAGGAGGAGAGGUGGGUCUGGAGGAGGAGGAAGACAGCGCUGAAAGGUGCGCCGCUAGGAAGGCACGUCCUGAGCUCAUCACCUUCACAGAGGAGGAGACGGCGCAGUUGGCCAGGAUUCGGCCGCAGGAAAGCGCCACCGUCUCGGAGCAGGUGCUGGUGCAGUCAGCUGCCGAGAAGGACCGCAUCAGUGAGAUGAAGGACAGGCAGGCGGAGCUGGAGGCCGAGCCCAAGCACGCCAACUGCUGCUCCUACUGCCCCAAGAGCUUCAAGAAGCCCAGCGACCUGGUCAGGCACGUCCGGAUCCACACUGGAGAAAAGCCAUAUAAGUGUGACGAGUGCGGAAAGAGCUUUACUGUGAAGUCCACGCUGGACUGCCACGUGAAGACUCACACGGGUCAGAAGCUCUUCAGCUGCCACGUCUGCAGCAACGCCUUCUCCACCAAGGGGAGCCUGAAGGUCCACAUGCGUUUGCACACGGGAGCAAAGCCAUUCAAGUGUCCCCACUGUGAGCUGCGUUUCCGCACGUCUGGGCGGAGGAAGACUCACAUGCAGUUUCAUUACAAACCAGACCCCAAGAAGGCCAGGAAGCCCGUGUCCCGGGGGUCAUCGGAAGGGCUGCCGCCCACGAGUGUGGCCCCGCCACCCUCCUCUGACCCGGGCGUGUUCAUCAUGAACAGCCCCGUGCUGACGGGGCAGCUGGACCAGAGUUUGCUGCCGCAGGGCCUGCUGGGCCAGGCCGUCCUUCCCGCCUCCGUGUCAGCUGGUGGUGACUGGACUGUGUCUUUGACAGAUGGAAGCUUGGCCACCUUAGAAGGCAUACAGUUACAGCUGGCUGCUAACUUGGUCGGGCCAAAUGUUCAGAUCUCCGGAAUUGAUGCCUCCAGUAUUAAUAACAUCACGCUACAGAUUGACCCGAGUGUCCUGCAGCAGACGUUACAGCAGGGCAGCCUGCUCGCUCAGCAGCUGACCGCGGAGCCUGGCCUGGCUCCACAGAACAGCUCCCUUCAGACAGCGGACAGUACAGUCCCAGCCAGUGUGCUCAUCCAGCCCAUCUCAGGCCUGUCUUUGCAGCCGACGGUGACAUCUGCCAACCUGACCAUAGGCCCGCUUUCGGAGCAGGAUUCCGUGCUGACCACCAGCAGCGGUGGGACCCAAGACCUCUCUCAGGUGAUGACAUCACAAGGCCUGGUGUCCACCUCCAGCGGUCCCCACGAGAUCACCUUGACCAUUAACAACUCGAGCCUGAGCCAGGUGUUGGCUCAGGCUGCUGGGCCUGCUGCUGCGUCGUCCUCAGGGUCCCCGCAGGAGAUUACCCUGACCAUCUCUGGUCAAGAUCUUAUUCAACACAAUUCUAAUGGAAGUAGUGAACUGAAUGGAAGCAUAAGAUUGUCAGCACCUGCAAUCAGUAAUCAGUCUACAGGUGCCACCUUGACAAUAAGCAAUGAGCAGCUUCUCUCCCAGAGUGCGGCAUUAAACUCUUCAGAACUUAAUACCACAGCUGGAAGCCUGCCUUCGACGACACCGAUGUCCCCAUCAGCCAUGUCUGCCCAGAACCUGGUCAUGUCCUCGUCGGGAGUUGGCGGAGAGGCCAGUGUCACGCUGACCCUGGCUGACACUCAGGGCUUACUCUCCGGGGGGCUGGACACGGUCACACUCAACAUCGCUUCUCAGGGUCAGCAGUUCCCAGCCUUACUCACGGACCCCUCUCUCUCGGGCCCGGGGGGCGUGGGCUCGCCCCAGGUCAUCCUGGUGAGCCCCACCCCACAGCCGUCAGCGGCCGCCUGUGAAGAAAUCGCCUACCAGGUGACGGACGUCUCUGCCAGCCUGGCCCCGGGUGGCCAGCCCGAGAAGGAGGGCCGGCUGCACCAGUGCCUGGAGUGCGGCCGCACCUUUACCUCGGCCACGCUGCUGCUGCACCACAGCAAGGAGGUGCACGGCCGGGAGCGCAUCCACGUCUGCCCCGUGUGCAGGAAGGCCUUCAAGCGCGCCACGCACCUCAAGGAGCACAUGCAGACACAUCAAACCGGUCCUUCCUUAAGCUCCCAGAAGCCGAGGGUGUUCAAGUGUGACACCUGUGAAAAGGCGUUUGCCAAACCCAGCCAGCUGGAGCGACACAGCCGCAUCCACACAGGCGAGCGGCCGUUCCACUGCACCCUCUGUGAGAAGGCCUUCAACCAGAAGAGCGCGCUGCAGGUGCACAUGAAGAAGCACACGGGCGAGCGGCCCUACAAGUGCGACUACUGCGUCAUGGGCUUCACGCAGAAGAGCAACAUGAAGCUGCACAUGAAGCGGGCCCACAGCUACGCGGGAACCUUGCAGGAACCCACGGGCCCCCAGGAGCACGGAGGGGAGGCGCUGAGCCGCACGCUCCACCUGGACGAGGUGGUACCGGAGCCCGCGAGCGAGUGGCAGGCCCUGGCCAACGUGUUCUGACGUAGCCCCACCGGAGAAUGUCUCCAGGGUGAAGUGUGGAGGAGAGCAAAGCACUUGGGAUUUCAGUUUUGAAGCCUCAAGUGUUAAAGAUGUUACCACAAUAGUUUUUUUAGCUAUAAAGUUGUCUAAAGAAUCACUGACUUUCAGACACUUACAGGAAGAAAGCUGGGAAAGGUGGAAGCACGUUGUUCUCAUGUGUCUGCAAAUCACUGAACUCAGGUAUUCCAUCAGCAGUCUCAGCUACUCCGUGGCCAGUGCAUCUAGUUAAGAAGGAAUUAACUGGGUCUUACUAUCAUCGUAGUGUGAUUUCUUUGUAUUAGCAAAGACAGAAGUUUAUGUGGAAAAAGUCAGAUAGGUUUUCCUUCAUGCUUUCUGUUAUAAGAAGCAUGGCUCAUGACACAAACAUAAGAUAGGUGCAUGAAGUUCAGAAAAAAAACAUCACAGGGAAUUUUUUUCCAUUUUUUUCUCUGUGAGUUUUGAAAUUAGUAGAAACUGACUCUUUUUCGUCUACCGUAAGUUCAUGUAACUAGUACCUUGAGAGGUGGCUGGACCAGUUCUCUCUCUGUUACAAAUAUCUAAUCAUCAGUGAGGAGAACGCAGUAUAUGGGGCGUAGACACGGGGAAUAGACGAAGCCUGACACCCGAGCGCGGAGUCCACGUCCACGCGGGACGAUGCCGCUGGCACUUCACGAGUGACGUGCGGCUGCGUGGGUUGGGCUACCGCAGAAAGCACAAGCCUCUCCUGGAACAGAGGGCCUGCAGCCCUGGCCGCCUCGAUAGUUGCGAAGCGUGUUUGUGCUCUGAGGAGAAGAAGCUGUAGGAGCCCCGCAGUUUCUCUCGUGCACAAGCCGGUGUAUGUUUUAUUUCAGGGAAUUCUCUAGUAUCAUCCAUGGUGCCACGUUGAACAUGUCCCAAACCAAAUCCUACCCCACGCGGGGCAGAGUGUGCGUCGUCCCUACAGCAUUCCAAAGACGGAACCUUCUUUACUUCACCCGAAUCUCUCCUUUGAAAUUAUUUAUAUGUUCUAUAUAUAAAUACGUAUGUACAUACACAGAUCUGUGGGCCUCUGUGUGGCUGAACAGUAUAUUUUGUAAAUAAGCACUAGUCCCGGUUGCAGAGAGCAACAGAGUUUUUACCUCCUGAUGAGCACUUCAGGUCAGUAUUGUAUUCAUCUUAUUAAUAAAUAGGCAUCCUUGUCAUUGUGACAUCAAGCUGGGGUGGGAUUUUUUGUUUUUGUUUUUCCUGAAAAAUAAUUGCCUUUAUUUUCUCUCAUUGCCUCACUGGUUUCAGAAGAGAGCAGUUUUAUUAUAAAUAUUGUAUGGACUUUGUAUAUUAAGAGAGGAGUUCAUUUCAGAUUCCUGAAGACGGAGACAUUUCACUGUUAUUUUUUGAAGAGGCGUCAUUAGGUUUUUGUUGUUGUUCACACUUUUGGCAUCUGUAUAUAAGUAAUAUUGACGGUGAUAUAAAAACUUUUGUUAUGUGAAAAUAUUUAAGUCAGAAAACUGUUAAAUAAUAUUACUUUUUUUUUCAAACUGCUUUGUGUAUUGUAUAUUUUUUUAAGGAAAAAAAAAAAAGCCUUAUUUGACUUAUUCUUGUGAUACUGGACUUAUAUAUCCUGAGGUUUUUCUCGAAUGUCAGUGUGUAUACCUGGCUGGAGUCAGUAUAUUCAGAAUAACUGUAAUUGUGCCAGAGUUUUAAAGGUUCUGCUUUUAAUGCACUUUUCUUUUAUAAUUUUGUAUUAAAAUAUUUUAGAAAUGUUGAUUAAUUUUGGUGAACAAAUAUCUCCAAAGGUGAAAUUAUUGAAAUUUUAAAAAUUUUGUUCUUGCUAGGUUAUUUAUUUUGGUUUUAGCAUUACCUGUCAUCUCAGGUCAGUCUCUAAAAGGGAUUUGUUUAAUUCCUAAUUGUAUAGAAAGCAUAGUUCAGUGAAUUGUAUUGGUGCACUGCCUGUUUAAGAAAGGCCUUACCGGGUGAAUCUAAAGCCUAUUUUUAUUUUGGUUAAAGAAAAAAAAUAUCAAUAAUCCAUUUUGUGAGUUUUCUCAGUUUAUUAUCAGGCAAACACAAGACAUUAAUGUAUUAUUUUUAUUUACUUCCUAAUUAUAAAAGCUGCUUCUUUGCAAAACAUUCCUUGAAAAGUAAGGUUUUGUGAAGACAUAGUUUCACUUGAACUUUUGGUGGAGUGGAGUACAGGUUGAUCUUUAUACUUUACUGGUUGAUAAAAAGUCUUCUGACGAGAUUUCUAGUCUCCUGCAUAACCAGGGUUUUGAGGAUACGUAAUUGUAUUUUUUAAAAUAUCUCAUCAUAGCAUAUCUGCUUUGGAAUAACAAUAAAUAAAAAAUGAAGUUAGGAAAUGUGAUUAAUUUUUUUUCUUUUAAAAUAUUUAAUGUGAAAUAGUUUGGCACAUGAAUUCAUUUCAAGUUCAGAUAUGUUUUUACAGAAAAGAACUUUCACGAUGUUUUCCUGUACCCCUGUGCAGCGCGCAUGAUGAACGCGACCCUUGCAGGGUCUAUUUAAGAUCUUCAAACUUGAGAAGUCAGGAUAUGGUUUGAUGACAGGCACACCGUCUGUUUGAGCUAAAAGUGUCUGUUAUUUUCGCUGUUGGCCAUAUUCAACGAUACCCUGGUCGUUGAGGUGCCUUUAGAAAGGGCGCUGCUGUCUUUAACUGUCUUCUGUGGUAAAGUAACUGUGUCGCUCUUAAGUGAGCGGAAAGGAUGAGUCCCCUUUCCCUGGGUACUGAACCGGAAACGGGGAUGUAGUUCACGUGGCGCUGCGGGGGCAGGAGGAAGCUGCACAAGUGGUCAUGUGUGCGUGAGAAGGCAGGAGAUGAAAAUGAAAACAUCUUUUCAGAAAUGUAAACUCCAGCACCCUGCCCCCAGCUCUGCUUUACCCCUCCUAAGUUCAGGCACGUGGCCGGCUGGCCCUGGAAGAGUGGAGCUUAGCCUGCAGCCUGUUGGUUCACUAAGAAGCCUCUCAAGCUACUCUUUAUCCUCUGACAGUGAGUUGCUGAUAGAACGAGGAGAAUCCGUCCUAACGAGUAGUUUCCAUCCUUCCAUCGAGAUUCCAUUUCAGCCAGUGUCAGCAUUUAACUGGCGAGUAUUUCUUUAGAACAGUAUUUUCUAAUCCCUACCCGUUACUAUUUGUAAGGAAGUGUGAGCUUGAGUUUUAGAAGAAUACCAGUAUUUACGCACAAGAGAUGCACGCAGGAGUACAGGGGGCGGGAUGCUAAAGAGGAGGUGUGUGUCUGUUAUUCCCGUGGGUUUUCCUCUUUGCAGAAGAAUAUUCAUUACUUGUGAAGGUACACAUUUUCAACAUUAAAAGGUCAUGCCUCAGAUUUAUGUAAAUAACAUCUUAAGAAAAUGUGUAAGAUACAUAGAACUGCUUUCUGCUUAUUUUUAGAGAUACACCUGCUUUUUGCAUAAUUUUUUUUCAGAUGUUUAUUUCAAAGUCAAUACUGCGUCCACUCCCCCACCCCUAGCCCCCCAAAAAAGUCAAUCCAGGGGUUGGUCCCUGCUAGUUUAUCCUUUUUCUGAAAUCUGUUGUAUAAAGGCAGGCAGAGAUGAGAUUAUACAAUUGAUACUUUUAGACUACUCUUUUUGCCACUUAACCCCUAUUCAUGUAAUGUAGGUAUUUUGGAGUUUUGGGAAAAGAAUUUCAGGAGUGCCUAUCAACACAUUUGGGGCCUCUGUAUCUUUACCUCACUCUAAUGAAAAGCAGCUUUUUAAAAUCUAGUUGCAUCUCCUUCGCCUUUUAGAAAGUGGAGGCACACGUCUUGGUAAGGUCAGGGGCCCGCGCAGCCGUCACAGCGCCUUUCCUUUCUCCGUGAGAGUCGCAGACCCUGUCACACUUGGCCCAUCUGGGCUCGCUGUCCUGCCUCAGGCCCCGCCCCCGGCACACCCACCACCCCGGGAGAGUUUUCUACGGAUGACGGGUAAAAUAAGUCACAAGAAGAAUAAAGAGUGGCGGCAGGCACAGGCAGUCCCCAUGAAGGUUUUCCUGUUUCACCUUUUCUGUGUGCAGCGCUUCACGGCAUGAGGGCUUGUCUGUUAAAUCAAGACUGAAAGUCUAUUUGACAAAUUCUAAAAUGACAUAGUGAUUUCACUCUUGAUUCACUGCUAAAGAACAUUUUUAAAGUUAAUUUUUUUUUCAUUUACAGACGAAUCCUGUUUUUUCAUCUUCAAA